This is a messenger RNA of Salvelinus fontinalis (brook trout), 8600 nucleotides long. RefSeq names its product HEAT repeat containing 5B (gene heatr5b). The record is from RefSeq and is a predicted model, not a curated record. Gene Ontology annotation, cellular component: membrane; Golgi apparatus; endocytic vesicle. The coding region runs from base 183 to 6416 and encodes 2077 amino acids. Gene Ontology annotation, biological process: endocytosis; retrograde transport, endosome to Golgi; intracellular protein localization. Lineage: Eukaryota; Metazoa; Chordata; Actinopteri; Salmoniformes; Salmonidae. The transcript has 39 exons.
UUCAUUCAAGGUUUAUACACAUCAUUGGCCAUCGACACAGUUGACGUCAAAUGAUUCGUCAAUGAUCUUGGCGACAAACAGAGUUGAGGAGGCUGUAUCAUUGGGCUCUGUGAGCUGAAGGAGAGGACCCUUUACCCAAGAGCUACCGGCUAUUAGCUACCGCUAGCUAGAUUACUAUCGCCAUGGAGUUGGCUCACAGUCUACUUCUGAACGAGGAAGCCCUAGCUCAGAUCACUGAGGCUAAGAGACCCGUAUUCAUCUUCGAAUGGCUCCGUUUCCUGGACAAGGUUCUAGUGGCAGCAAACAAGGUGGAUGUGAAGGAGAAGCAGAAGAAGUUGGUUGAACAGCUGACAGGGUUGAUCAGCAGUGCCCCUGGCCCUCCCACCAGGAAAUUGCUAGCUAAGAACCUGGCUACCCUCUACAGCAUAGGAGACACCUUCACCGUCUUCCAGACACUGGACAAGUGCAACGACAUCAUCAAGAGCAAGGAUGACACGCCCGCCUACCUCCCCACCAAACUCGCUGCGGUGGCCUGUAUUGGGUCCUUCUAUGAGAAGAUGGGGCGGAUGCUGGGAAGCUCCUUCCCAGACACCAUCACCAACAUGCUGAAAGCACUGAAGACUGCAGAGUCUCAGGGUCGUAGUGAGAUUCUCCUGAGUCUACAGAAGGUAUUGAAUGGUCUUGGUGGAGCAGCAGCCUCUUGCCAUAGAGACAUCUAUAAGAUCACUCGCUCCCUACUCACAGACCGCUCCAUGGCUGUGCGCUGUGCCGUGGCUAAGUGUCUGCUAGAGCUGCAGAAUGAGGCUGUGUUCAUGUGGACCACCGAGCUGGAGAACCUAGCUACUCUGUGCUUCAAGGCUCUGGAAGGAUCGAACUAUGGAGUGAGGGUAGCCGUAUCCAAACUACUAGGAACCAGCAUGGCCACGGCCCUGAUGCCCAAACAAGCUGCAGUGAUGCGUCAGAACGUGAAACGCGCCACGCUAGACGAGGUGUUGGAGCUGAUGGCUACAGGCUUCCUGAGAGGGGGGUCUGGCUUCCUGAAGAGCGGGGGGGAGAUGCUGAAGGGAGGGGGCUCCGUCAGCAGAGAGGUGCGGGUGGGAGUCACACAGGCAUAUGUUGUAUUCGUGACCACGCUGGGCGGCCAGUGGCUGGAGAGGAACUUUGCCACGUUCCUGUCUCAUGUUCUGGACCUGGUCAGCCACCCGCGGGCCACCCAGACACACGUGGAGGCGGUGUACUCCCGUCGUUGUGUGUCGUUCAUGCUACGCUCCACUCUGGGCGGGCUGCUAGGGGAGAAGGCCCAGAUCGCCGCAGGGAAAGACAUCUGCCAGGCUAUCAGUAAACAGAUGAGGGCUGUGGGUAAGGAGAUAGAUGGGGGGGAAGUUUCACGGUUCAGAGCUUUACAGAAGGCAGUAGUGAAUGAUACCAGUGGAGAGAAUAAGGCAGGAGCAGCUGAUGUGUCUGCCAGUCAACACGUGAUGGUCUGUGCCCUCAAAGAGCUGGGCAGCCUGGUGCAGAGUCUUAGUGCCACAUCCUCACCGCUCAUACAGGAACCCUCUAUUGGUCUCCUGGAGACGGUCUCCUCCGUGCUGCUCCACCCCAGCAUGGCGGCCCGUCUGACGGCGGCCUGGUGUUUACGCUGCGUUGCCGUGGCGCUGCCCUAUCAGCUGACUCCCCUGCUGGAGCGCUGUGCGGAGCGGAUCAACAACCUGAAGAGUUCUCCGGAGGCCGUCAGCGGCUACAGCUUCGCCAUGGCUGCUCUGCUGGGCGGCGUGCACCAAUGUCCUCUGGGCGUACCGCAUUCCAAGGGAAAGCUGGUGGUCAGCAUAGCUGAGGACCUGCUCCGUACAGCAGCCCAGAACAGCCGUCUUUCUCUGCAGAGAACCCAGGCUGGAUGGUUGCUGUUGGGGGCACUGAUGUCUCUGGGCCCGUCCCUGGUCCGCUAUCACCUUCCCAAGAUGCUGCUGCUGUGGAGGAACGUGUUCCCCCGCUCCCAGAAAGAGAUGGAGGCAGAGAAGGCUCGAGGAGACAGCUUCACCUGGCAGGUUAUGCUAGAGGGACGUGCUGGGGCGCUCUGUGCCAUGCGUAGCUUUGUGGCCCAUUGUCCUGAGCUGCUGACAGAGGAUGUAAUCCGCAGGCUGAUGACACCUAUAGAGUGCGCCAUGACAAUGAUGUCACAUGUCCCGUCGGUCAUCAAGGUGCAUGGCACCCAUCUGAAGGCCAGUGCAGCUAUGGUGAGGCUGAGACUCUAUGACAUCUUGGCUCUACUGCCCCCGAAGACCUACGAAGGUAGUUUCAAUGCCCUGCUGAGAGAGCUGGUGGCGGAGUUCACUCUGACUGAUAACUCGGCCAACACAACCACCUCGUUGCUACGCUCCCUCUGUCACUAUGACGACAGUGUUCUGAUGGGGUCCUGGCUACAGGAGAAUGACCACAAGUCCAUCGAGGACCAGCUCCAGCCCAACAGUGCGUCAGGCAGUGGCGCUCUGGAACACGACCCCUCCUCCAUCUACCUGAGGGUACCUAUGGGCGAGGCCAUGCCUGGACCCCUCCCCCUCGGCGUUUCUGUCAUCGACGCCUCCGUCGCUCUGUUCGGAGUGGUGUUCCCUCAUGUCUCCUUUAAACACAGGCUGCAGAUGCUGGACCACUUUGCAGAGUGUAUUAAACAGGCCAAGGGAGUCAGACAGCAGGCUGUCCAGCUCAAUAUCUUCACCGCCGUACUGAGCGCCCUCAAGGGUCUGGCAGAGAACAAGUCCACCCUGGGUCCUGAAGAGGUUCGUAAAUCCGCCCUGGCGCUGGUGAUGGGCGCUCUGGACAACCCAAACCCCAUCCUGCGCUGUGCUGCCGGGGAGGCCUUGGGAAGGAUGGCUCAGGUGGUGGCGGAGGCCACCUUCAUUGCCCGCAUGGCCCAGUACAGCUUUGACAAACUGAGGUCAGCCCGUGACGUGGUCUCCAGAACAGGCCACUCCCUGGCUCUGGGCUGUCUGCACAGAUACGUAGGAGGGAUUGGUUCAGGACAGCACCUCAAAACUAGCGUCAGCAUCCUAUUGGCCCUAGCCCAGGAUGGAACCUCCCACGAGGUGCAGACGUGGGCCCUCCACUCCCUGGCUCUCAUCGUAGACUCCAGUGGUCCUAUGUAUCGAGGUUAUGUGGAGCCCACCCUUUCCCUGGUCCUGACCCUGCUCCUAACCGUACCCCCGUCACACACUGAGGUACACCAGUGUCUGGGACGAUGUCUAGGAGCUCUCAUCACCACCGUCGGACCCGAGCUACAGGGUAACGGAGCGACCAUCUCCACUAUCCGCUCGUCAUGUCUGGUGGGCUGUGCCAUCAUGCAGGGUCACAGCGACUCCCUGGUGCAGGCAGCGGCCAUAUCCUGUCUCCAGCAGCUGCACAUGUUCGCCCCACGCCACGUUAACCUCUCCAGCCUGGUGCCGUGCCUCUGUGUCCACCUGUGUAGCUCUCACCUGUUGCUCCGCCGUGCGGCGGUGGCCUGUCUGAGACAGCUGGCCCAGAGAGAGGCUGCCGAGGUCUGUGAGUACGCCAUGAGUCUGGCCCGCAACAAGGAGAGCAAGGACUCAACCACCGUCAAUCUGAACAUCACAGAGACUGGUUUGGAGGGGGUUCUGUUUGGAAUGCUGGACCGGGAGACGGACAGGAAGCUUUGUCACGACAUCCAUGACACUCUGGGCCACAUGCUGUCCUCGCUCGCCGUGGACAAGCUCUCUCAUUGGUUGAAGCUCUGCAAGGACGUCCUGGCUGCUACUACAGGUCACAAGGCUGGAGGAGGGGUUGUGGCACCGGUAGAUCUGGGUAAAGAAGAGGACGACUCGGAGAAGCAGGAUGAGAUCGACGAUGACAUCAUGUUUACGGCGCUGGGAGAGGAUAACAGCGCCAAGCCGUCUGUGACGCCGCGCUGGGUGACCCGUGUGUUCGCCGCUGACUGUCUGUGUCGCAUCAUACUGCUGUGUGAGAACGCAGACAAGACACACUUUGACCUGGCCGGCGCCCGCUCUGCUAAGACCAAGAACCCUAAAGCUGAUCUGUUGGUCCUCCACCUCUCUGACCUGAUACGCAUGGCCUUCAUGGCGGCGACAGACAACAGUAACCAGUUGAGGAUGGCCGGUCUCCAGGCCCUGGAAGACAUUAUUAAGAAGUUCGCCUCUGUUCCGGAGCCCGAGUUCCCAGGUCACGUGAUCCUGGAGCAGUACCAGGCUAAUGUUGGAGCUGCUCUGAGACCAGCGUUCUCCCCAGAUACACCUUCUGACAUCACAGCUAAGGCAUGCCAGGUGUGCAGUACGUGGAUCGGUAGUGGUGUGGUCAGUGACCUGAAUGAUCUUCGUCGCGUCCACACCCUCCUGGUCUCCUCGUUGGACAAGGUGCAGGCUGGGAAGGGUUCCUCGAGUCAGCUGUACAGUGAGAGCGCUACCACUAUGGAGAAGUUGGCUGUCCUGAAGGCCUGGGCUGAGGUGUAUGUGGUGGCCAUGAAGAUAAAGAAGGAAGCAGAGUCUCGGCCGGUGAAGGAGGUGAAGGCAGGAGGAGGAGGAGACGAGGAUGAGGAAGAGGAGGAGGAGGAGGGAGCGGACAUUCUUCCUCCCGAUAGCCUGAUUAUGCUGGUGCAGCCUGAGCUACCGUCUCUGUCUCGGCUGUGGUUGGCUGUCCUCAGAGACUACGCUCUGCUCACACUUCCUGCUGAGUUCUCGAGCCAACUUCCUCCCGACGGUGGUGCCUUCUACACCCCAGAGACCAUCGACACAGCCCGUCUCCAUUACCGUGGCUCCUGGGCCCCUGUUCUCCACGCUGUGGCCCUCUGGCUGAGCAGCACCAGCUUCGGGGCCGGGGAGGGGGAAGAGGAGGCCCCUGCUGUCCCUCCACAGGUGUCUGGGGCGCCAGUCUACCCCCUGGGAAACCCUGGACCUACUCAGAGCCUGGAGGACCUGAUUAAGGACAGAAUGCAUCUGAUGUUGGGUGUCAGUAUUGAGUUCCUGUGUUUCCCAAGACCUGAGGAACCGAUAGAACAUGUCAUGUCAUGUCUACAGGCUCUAUGUACCCUACUGGACUCUCCCUGCGCCAGGACACACAUCAGUGAAGACCAGUUGUUGGGUGUAGAGCUGCUCAACGUGCUCCACAGACUCCUCCUGACCAGAGAUCCUCCAGCCGUCCAGCUCCAAGUUACAGCUGUGGUGCAGGAGACCAUCCGGGCUGCACGGGACCACCUGACACAGCAGAGGGAAACACAGGGGAAGCAGGAUGGAGGGGAGAAGGACGGUGUGUCUCUCCAGGGAGAGGGAGGUGAGACUGGGGAGCUGCUCCCGGGGAAGUCCCUCGUCUUCGCUGCCAUGGAGCUUCUGGUGUUCAUCCUGGUUCGUCACUUGCCUCAACUCAACACCAGGGUGAACGAGUCCCCCAGCCACCUGCCCCUCCGGCCCCAGCCUCGUCUGACUGAGGAGAGCACCCGGCUGGUGGCUCACACUGUGUCUAUACUGGCCCAGCUGCCGUCGCUAUGCUCCCCCGCAGGCAGCAUGACCAUCCUCCCAACUGUACUCUUCCUGAUAACCGGGGUCCUGAAGGAGACGGCUGUGAAGACACCUGAUAACUCCAUACCCCUGCCAGUGUCAGCUGCUCUACAGGGUAUAAAGACCAUCAUCACCUCUCCUCUGGCCCGGGCUGACAAGACUCCCACUCAGUGGACAGGACUGAUUAGGAGUAGUCUGGCUUCUGUUCUAGAAUAUUCUCAACCAGAUGAGUCUCGUCCCAACAUGGAUGAGGUCAGUAUGCUGACAGCCAUGACCCUCUUCCUGCUGUCUGCCAGUUCAGAGGUCAUAGGAGUCACUGUGCUGCAGCAGGGCUGUAUGGAACGCUAUAGGAACGCACUCAUCUCCUCUGACCCCUGGGUCCAGGCGCGGUGUUACCAACUCCUCCUGUCCGUGUUCCAGCACCCCAGCCGAGCGUUAUCCACCCCAUACAUCCACGCCCUGGCGCCGCUCAUGGUAGAGAAGCUGAAAGAGGUGGAGAGGAGUCGCCCGGGCACGGUCACGGAGCUGCAGGCCGUACAGGAGGGAAUCCGGGUUCUGGAGAACCUAGUGGGCAUGGCAGAGGAACAGAACAGGGUACAGUUGCUGGCUCUGCUCGUCCCCACCCUGGUCUCCUAUCUCCUGGAUGACAAGGCCUUCUCCUCUGCUCCUCCUGCUUCCAAGGGCCUACAUGAGUUUGCUCUCCAGAACCUGAUGCGGAUCGGGCCCCUCUACCCAGCUGCCUUCAAGACAGUGAUUGGAGCCGCACCUGAGCUCAAGACCCGCCUUGAGUCGGCCGUCAGAGCCAAUCAGGCGAGCAGCAAAGCCAAAGCAGCAGCCCUAUUGGCCCAGCCAACUGUGCAGGCCGCGCCCACCAUCAAACUCAAAACUAGUUUCUUCUAAAUAUUCCUGAAAUGCAGACUACUUUAUCAUCCUGGUGUAAUGUUGUUGUCGUCUGAUAUGUCUCUAAGAUGUUCUUUAUUUAACUUGGUUCUCGGUGGAUGAGAUUUUUCUACUUUGUUUUCUUGAAGUCGGCAGGUAGCGGCAGGUAGCCUAGUGGUUAGAGCGUUGGGUGGCAGGUAGCCUAGUGGUUAGAGCGUUGGGUGGCAAGUAGCCUAGUGGUUAGAGCGUUGGGUGGCAGGUAGCCUAGUGGUUAGAGCGUUGGGCGGCAGGUAGCCUAGUGGUUAGAGCGGAGGGGCGGCAGGUAGCCUAGUGGUUAAAGCGUUGGGUGGCAGGUAGCCUAGUGGUUAGAGCGUUGGGUGGCAGGUAGCCUGGUGGUUAGAGCGUUGGGAGGCAGGUAGCCUAGUGGUUAGAGCGUUGGGAGGCAGGUAGCCUAGUGGUUAGAGCGUUGGGCGGCAGGUAGCCUAGUGGUUAGAGCGUUGGGCGGCAGGUAGCCUAGUGGUUAGAGCGUUGGGUGGCAGGUAGCCUAGUGGUUAGAGCGUUGGGCGGCAGGUAGCAUGGUGGUUAGAGCGUUGCGCGGCACUUAGCCUAGUGGUUAGAGCGUUGGGAGGCAGGUAGCCUAGUGGUUAGAGCGUUGGGCGGCAGGUAGCCUAGUGGUUAGAGCGUUGGGCGGCAGGUAGCCUAGUGGUUAGAGCGUUGGGCGGCAGGUAGCCUAGUGGUUAGAGCGUUGGGAGGCAGGUAGCCUAGUGGUUAGAGCGUUGGGCGGCAAGUAGCCUAGUGGUUAGAGCGUUGGGCGGCAGGUAGCCUAGUGGUUAGAGCGUUGGGCGGCAGGUAGCCUAGUGGUUAGAGCGUUGGGCGGCAGGUAGCCUAGUGGUUAGAGCGUUGGGCGGCAGGUAGCCUAGUGGUUAGAGCAUUGGACUAGAAACAGAAAGGUUGCAAGAUCGAAUCCCCGAGCUGACAAGGUAAAAAUCUGUUGUUCUGCCCCUGAACAAGGCAGUUAACCCACUGUUCCCUGAUAGGCCUUCAUUGAAAAUAAGAAUUUGUUCUUAACUGACUUGCCUAGUUAAAUAAAAGGUAUAAAAUAAAUAAAAUGAUAAUAAAGUAUGUAAAUAAUAUCAUUAAAGGGUAUUUUAAUGUCCACUUCCACGACCCCUGUUGAGAGAGAGUACUGCUUUAGAUUUGAAUGUGUUGUUACUAUUUUGGUCCCGUGUAGCUCAGUUGGUAGAGCAUGGCGCUUGCAACGCCAGGGUUGUGGGUUCAAUUCCUACGGGGGGACCAGGAUGACUAUGUAUGAACUUUCCAAUUUGUAAGUCGCUCUGGAUAAGAGCGUCUGCUAAAUGCCGUAAAUGUUAGAGCUGGAUCUAUUUUUUACAUCUUAAAUGGCAUGCUAUUCCCUAUGUAGUGCACUCCCCUUUUGACCAGAGUAGGGCACUCCCCUUUUGACCAGAGUAGGGCACUCCCCUUUUGACCAGAGUAGGGCACUCCCCUUUUGACCAGAGUAGGGCACUCCCCUUUUGACCAGAGUAGGGCACUCCCCUUUUGACCAGAGUAGGGCACUCCCCUUUUGACCAGAGUAGGGCACUCCCCUUUUGACCAGAGUAGGGCACUCCCCUUUUGACCAGAGUAGGGCACUCCCCUUUUGACCAGAGUAGGGCACUCCCCUUUUGACCAGAGUAGGGCACUCCCCUUUUGACCAGAGUAGGGCACUCCCCUUUUGACCAGAGUAGGGCACUCUCCUUUUGACCAGAGUAGGGCACUCUCCUUUCGACCAGAGUAGGGCACUAGUUAGGGAAUAGGGUACCAUUUGGGACUCUUCCCAUUGAAUAUGUAAAGAGCCCUACUUGUAAAUAAACUGAGUAUAGUUUGUUCUUUAUUUGCUUCCUUAUUGGUCUGACGUCAUCAUUCCUGGCGGACUCUUGUACUCUGUGAGUCUUGGUUACAGCGUUUGGUAAGACUGAUGCGUCAACAUGGCUGUAUCCACUGUGAGACAGGAUCCAAUCAUGCAUAUGUUUGUAAUGGAGUUUGUUUGUUGCCUGUGGAAACCUUUGCAGAAAGGGUCGACCUUUUAAGUAAAUUGCUUGUUUUUGCUGUUCUUGUCUUGAGGCUUUAAACUUCACCCAAAAGCCAUCCUUUUUAAUAAUGCAUUUAAGUGUUUGGCAUCUGCUGUUCAUAAAGUAUUUUGCUUAA